Mesorhabditis spiculigera is the source of this 1902-nucleotide messenger RNA. Lineage: Eukaryota; Metazoa; Nematoda; Chromadorea; Rhabditida; Rhabditidae. The record is from the annotation of a GenBank genome assembly.
AUGGCUUCUGAAGGCGGUACUCUUUUUCAAUGUUUGAAUGAUAUUCAACGAGCUGAUCAGACGGAGGAUUAUGAUGUUGCGCUGAAGGCCGCUAACCGAAUGAUAAGGAAGUAUCCAAAUGAGGUUGUGGCCAACAAAUGUAAGGUCAUUGCUUUGAUUCGACUCCAGCAGUUUGAUGACGCAUUGGCUUUGAUCAAGAAGACACCGGAACAAACUAUGGGAGAAAUUUCGUUCGAAAAGGCUUAUGCUCUUUAUCGUCUAAACGACAACAAUGGUGCCCUGGAGGCUCUGAACGGUUGCAAGGAAAAGUCGUCGCGCAUCAAGGAUUUGAAGGCGCAGAUACUUUAUCGCUUGGAGAAAUUCCAGGAGGCCUUUGAAAUCUAUCAAGAGCUGAUGCGUGAUCAUUCCGACCAAAACGACGAAGAGCGUCGGGCGAAUCUGCUGGCUGUUCAGGCUCAAUUGGAGGCGCUCGGGAAGAAGCAGACUGUCUCCGUGAAGGGCCUCGAGACCUACGAGCAAUUCUACAACGCUGCCUGCCAAGAAAUCGAGUGCGAGGCUUUCGAUGCCGCUUUGAAGCAUCUCGACAAGGCUUACGAGGUGGGACGUGCAACGUUGUUGGAGCAAGGCUCGGAAGAGGAGGAAAUUGAAGACGAGUUGGCCAACAUUCUCGUCAAUAAGGCGUUCGUGCUCCAGAAGCUUGGAAAUGCCACCGAGGCGUUGGCGUUGUACAAAAAAGUGCAGGACAUGUCCCCAUCCGACAUCUCCGUGAAGGCCACGCUGUUGAACAACAUCCCGAGCGCGUCGCAGGAUCGCAAUCUGCCCGAGUGGCGUAAGAAGCUGAAAGCCGCGCUUGCGCUCGACCAGAACAAGUUGACGAACCGCCAGCGUCGCACGCUUCACAUCAAUCAGGCUCUCGUACUCCUCUCCUCCAACCAACGUGAGCCAUGCCGCCGUGCCCUCACCGAGAUCCACGAGAAAUUCGGCCCAAUCCCCGAUGCGAAGCUGGUAGAAGCGGCUCUCCUCAUGAAAAACGACGUCGAAGGAGCGCUCAAGGCCCUCGACGUCAAUGACCCCUCCCAAGAGCUCGUCCGUGUCCAAAUCCUGGUGUCUGCCGGAAAAUUCGCCGAAGCCGCCACCGCCCUGGGGAAGCUGCCAGCCAGCCUGCGAAACCGCCCAUCCGUGGCCAGUCUGAACGUGGCCCUGCUCUUCACAUCCGGCAAAAUCGAUGAGGCUUUGAAGAUUUUGGAGGAAUCAGCGAGUCGCGAUCCGAAGCACAGCCGGGUGAUGCUGGAAAAGGCGGCCGAGAUGCAGAUCGCUCGCGGUUCGCAUAAGGAGGCGAUCAAGCAUUUGGAGAAGUUGAGCAACCUCUACCCCGAUGAAGUGUCAAUCCAAUCAAAACUCAUCCGCGCCUACACCCACGUUGACCCGAAGAAGGCCGAGCAACUUACGCAAAGGUUGUUCCCGGAAAGCGGACCAUCUGGGUUGAAUGUGGCCGAGCUGGAGGAGAGCGACUGGAUCCUAUAUGGAGAAAAGUACAAGCAGCGGAAGGAGAAUAAGGAGAUCCAUGACUCGGAAAUUGUCACUGGCAAGAUGCGGAACCGCAAGCGCAAGAGGAAAGUGAUUCUGCCCAAAAAUUACGACCCGAGCGUGGCCCCAGACCCGGAGAGGUGGUUACCAAAGCAAGAGCGCUCGACGUGGAAGGCCAAGAAGGGCAAGAAGUACCGCGAUCGCGACAUUGGCCGAGGCACCCAAGGCUCUACUGCAAACGCUAAUUAUGAAGCCACUAAAGUCGACAGCCCGCGCAGCCCGCUGCAAGUUCCCGUCGAAGGACCACGCCAGCAGAAGCCCGCCGGCGCCAAGACGGUCGCCAAAAAGAAGAAGAAGGGUGGCGCCGGAAAGUGG